Messenger RNA from Dama dama (fallow deer), 2565 nucleotides. It is a transcript of the gene ZFP90, whose product is annotated as ZFP90 zinc finger protein. NCBI's taxonomy places the organism in Eukaryota, Metazoa, Chordata, Mammalia, Artiodactyla, Cervidae. Bases 259 to 2166 code for a protein of 635 amino acids. The record is from RefSeq and is a predicted model, not a curated record. Gene Ontology annotation, biological process: regulation of cytokine production; regulation of immune system process; negative regulation of transcription by RNA polymerase II. The transcript is spliced from 5 exons.
CUUCCCGCUCUACCAGGCCGCUGCGGCCAUUGUCCAGCAGCGGUGCGGCUAAGGCCGCUUUGGGCUGCCUCGAGCGCUUCAGAAUUGCAGAGCACUAAGCCUGCAGCGGGGGCGGGAGCCUCGGCCGGAGCCCCGUGUGGGCCCGAGGCUGCGAAGUCUGGAGCCCCAGCAGGCGGUGAUUCCGAGAGCGCGGGUCGGGGCGGCCCCUCCCACGAGCUUGGCACCCUGUCCCUGGAAGCCCUGCCCGGCGACGCAGGGAUGGCCCCGAGGCCUCCGACGGCCAGGCACCAGGAAUCACUGACAUUUAAGGAUGUAGCUGUGAACUUCACCCAGGAAGAAUGGCACCACGUGGAUGCUGCUCAGAGGCGCUUGUACAGGGAUGUGAUGCUGGAGAACUAUAGCCACUUGGUUUCUCUUGGAUAUCAAGUUUCCAAGCCAGAGGUGAUCUUCAAAUUGGAGCAAGGAGAAGAACCAUGGAUAGCAGAGGGAGAAAUCCAAAGACCUGUCUGUCCAGACUGGAAGACCAGGCCUGAAGCCAAAUCUUCACAUCUGCAGCAGAGCAUAUCUAAAGUAUCCCUUAGCACAGAUGAGCUCUCACAUACCAUGGGAGAAGAUGCUUGGGACCUUAAUGGCCAGUUAGAAAGGCAUAAGGAAAACUGGAAGAGACAUCUGGGGCCAGAUUCAUCCACCCGGAAGAAAAUAAUCACACCAGAGGAAACUUGUGAGCAAAAUACAUUUGGUGAAACCUGUAGAUUGAACACAGACCUGGUUACACAACUGAACAUUCCUCCAGGGUCUAGUGAAUGUGAUACCUUUGGGAGCAAUUUGGGACAUAAUUCAGACUUACUUAAUCAGAAUAAUAUCCUUGCAAAAAAGAAACCUUAUAAAUGCAAUAAAUGUAGAAAAGCAUUUAUUCACAGAUCAUCUCUGACUAAACAUGAGAAAACUCAUAAAGGAGACGGAGCUUUCCCCACUGGUACAGAUCAGGGAAUUUACCCUGGAAAGAAGCACCAUGAAUGUACUGACUGUGGGAAAACCUUUCUCUGGAAGACACAACUUACUGAGCAUCAGAGAAUUCACACUGGAGAGAAACCCUUUGAAUGUAAUGUGUGUGGGAAGGCCUUCAGGCAUAGCUCCUCCCUAGGUCAGCAUGAGAAUGCUCAUACUGGAGAGAAACCCUAUCAGUGUAGUCUUUGUGGGAAAGCCUUCCAGCGCAGCUCCUCUCUCGUUCAGCACCAGAGAAUUCACACGGGAGAAAAACCUUAUCGAUGUAAUUUGUGUGGGAGGUCAUUUAGGCACGGCACAUCCCUCACUCAGCAUGAGGUUACACACAGUGGAGAGAAACCCUUCCAGUGUAAGGAAUGUGGGAAAGCUUUUAGUCGAUGUUCUUCUCUUGUCCAACAUGAGAGGACACAUACAGGAGAGAAACCUUUCGAAUGUAGCAUAUGUGGGAGAGCUUUUGGUCAGAGCCCAUCCCUUUACAAACACAUGAGGAUUCAUAAGAGAGGCAAACCAUACCAAAGCAAUAACUAUAGCAUAGAUUUCAAGCACAGCUCAUCUCUUACUCAAGAUGAAAGCAAUGUCACUGAAGUGAAAUCCUAUCAUUGCAAUGCCUGUGGGGAAGACUUUAGUCACAUUGCAGACUUCUCUGACCAUCAGAGGAUCCACACUGGAGACAAGAACCCCUAUGAUUGUGAGCAGGCCUUCAUUCAACAACCUAUUUCUCACCCUGGUGAGAAACCCUAUCAAUGUAAUGUAUGUGGAAAAGCUUUCAAAAGGAGUACGAGUUUCAUAGAGCAUCACAGAAUUCAUACUGGGGAAAAACCAUAUGAAUGUAAUGAAUGUGGAGAAGCUUUCAGUCGACGCUCAUCACUGACUCAACAUGAGAGAACCCACACUGGAGAGAAACCCUAUGAAUGUAUUGACUGUGGGAAAGCCUUCAGUCAGAGUUCAUCCCUCAUUCAGCAUGAGAGAACUCAUACUGGAGAAAAACCCUAUGAAUGUAAUGAAUGUGGGCGAGCUUUCCGAAAGAAGACCAAUCUGCAUGAUCAUCAAAGAAUCCAUACUGGAGAAAAACCCUAUGCUUGUAAGGAAUGUGGGAAAAACUUCAGUCGAAGCUCAGCUCUUACUAAACAUCUGCGAAUUCAUACACGAAAUAAACUCUAAGGCCCUUGACAUUAAGAAAUACGAAGAAAGCUUUAGUUAAAAUAUUACUCAGUAUCAGACGAUUCUUACUGGAGAGGAAGCUUGAGGAUAUAAUGAAUUGUGUGUGUGUGCAUGCACACAUGCAUGCAGGUGUGUAUGCUUGUGCGCAUUGUGUGUUGAGAAAUCUCUGUACUAGCAGUGUUUUUUUUAAUAAAAGCCACAUUCUCAGAUCUGAUUACAUACAUGUGAAAACAACUACAGACAUAUAACCUGUUAGAAAUGACAUGCCUAUAUAUUGGACUUUGUAAAGCUUUUGAAUAUAUGUAUGCAGGGAAUCACCAACUUUCAACAAUUUAAUUUGUAACUCUCAGUGUUUACAGCCUUUUUUAAUAAAUAAAACUCCCACAGUGAUGACCAAAA